AUGUCUUUGGGAGUCGAGACCGAGCCAACUUACCCGAACGCUCUGCUCAAAUGCCAUUGCUCUCAUUGCCCGCCAUACCCUCCAACGACAUCUCCCCCGAGAGUACUAACCUGUCCUUCAUCCUCUCAAGAUGUAUGGUCGGUGGGGGGACUAUCGCUUCCUCCUCUCCCUCCUCGAUCCUUGGCCUCUUUGUCAACAGUGGCUCCCCCUCCUCCACCAUCGACCUUUUCCCACGAUCCUGGCCUUGCGGUUGCACGGGCGAUCGGCCCUCCGCCUGCCCAACUGGAGUGCUGGGCGCCAUAA
Molecule: messenger RNA, 303 nt
Organism: Prunus armeniaca (apricot)
Lineage: Eukaryota; Viridiplantae; Streptophyta; Magnoliopsida; Rosales; Rosaceae
Source: the annotation of a GenBank genome assembly